Molecule: messenger RNA, 1183 nt
Organism: Bicyclus anynana (squinting bush brown)
Lineage: Eukaryota; Metazoa; Arthropoda; Insecta; Lepidoptera; Nymphalidae
Exons: 4
Coding region: 96-506 (136 amino acids)
Source: RefSeq, a predicted model, not a curated record
GCGGUGCCGCCGCUCGCGUCGUCGCCCCCGGAUCCCAGCAGAGAGAGUACCAGCCGCCGCACGCCCAUUGUACUUCAUCAGGUGCUCUGGUGAUAAUGGUUCCAGGCGCUUGUUGGAGUACACUUACCGUGUCGGCGGUUUUCGUCGGGUCUGCACGUGGCGGCGCGGCGAGCGCGUGGCGCCGGGCGAAGCUUUAUAGACAGCCAUGUAUGCCGUGUAUGUGGAAGGGCGGCAGCUGGUCGAAGGCCGCCGGUUUCGACGCGCGCGGGCGUCGCUCGGUGCGUUCAACUCCGACCUUGCAUCGGACGCAGAUCGUCUGGAGGCGUUGUCCUGGCCAGCAGCAAUGGAUGCGGUGCGAUGCGAAGUCACCGUCGCGCCGCCCGCCGCACGCGCCUGCCCGCGGCCGGCGGCCAAUUUCGCACAGCGCAGUUCAACGACUUGUCGCGUCGAUGUACGAAACGACCCGAUGCGGUUAUGGCGUGGUUCUACUUACUCGUAUCGUAUAGACAUCCAACUUUCAUUAAAAGUCUGUAAUAACUUUCUAAUUAUUAAAAAUAUUUUUUUUAUUACAAAUAAGAUAUGUUCUGUUUCAAUUCUGUUGUAUUAGAUUAUUGUUUUUACAUAAAAAUACUAUGAAAUAAAUUUAUUCAGUAAUUAAAAUGCUAUGUUUUCUAUGAUAAUCUGUUUACUAUUCAAGCCAAUGCUUGUUCUACUUUCGUAUUCCAUAGCUUUCUCACAUGCAAUUGCGAAUAGUUUGCUGGAAUUUGAUAAAUACAACAAUAGCAAUAAAUUACACAAGUAAUAAGAGAUACUUACUUACUACUAGGAAACUGAUGCGUGCAUCUUGCGAAGCGUGAUCUUAGCGCAAUAAAGGAAAUCCUUGUUAUUGUUCUUUUCUAAUAAUUCUUACUUAGAUAUUUUUAUAAGUUACGAGUAUGUUAAAGAAUGUUUGGAAGAUCAAACUUGAAUUAGAAAAUAAUUUAAAUGAAUUGUCUUAGAUUAUUAAUUUUUUUGUUUAUAAUUUAUGUAUUACAAUUCAAAGAAAAUGUCGAGUAGGUUUUUAUGUGUAAUCUUGACUUAAAACUAAAUGUUUUUACAUAGGUACUUAAUGUAAGAUUUAAUAUUAUCAUGGUUUUGAUGUAAAUAUGAUCAUUACUUUUAAUUAAAUUGAUUUUAAAUAGAA